AUGCCUAUGAAUUACCAGCCCAUCCUGGCCUUGGCAUUUGCGGUCAACGAAAUCAAUAAAAACCCUUAUCACUUAUUCAAUUUUACCUUGGGCUUCUGCAUCUAUGAUAGCUAUACCAACGUACGGUGGACCUACCAUGCCACAAUGUUCCUUUUAUCCACUCUGGAGAGGUUUGUCCCAAACUACAUUUGUGAUGGCAAAAAUGAUCUGAUAGCAGUUAUUGGAGGACAAGACUCUGAAAUAUCCCUUCACAUAGCAAACAUCUUGGAUAUUUAUAAGAUCCCACAGCUCAUAUAUGGCCCUGCACCAAUGAUGAAUGACAAAAUUCCAGGCCUUUCCUUCUACCAGAUGGUCCCUCAAGAAGACCUUCAGUACAGAGGGAUUCUCUCUUUGCUUCUGCACUUCAGAUGGACAUGGAUUGGGUCAGUUGUCAUGGACACGGACAAUGGAGAAAGAUUUAUUCAAAUAGGACUUCCCCUCUUUACCCAGGAUGGUAUCUGUUUUGCCUUCAUUGAAAAAAUCCCCAAGUUUAGUUUUGUCAGUGAUGUUAGCAAUAUGUUACUACAAGGGGCAAAAAUAUUUGAUAAAAUAAUGGACAGCAAAGCCAAUGUCAUCUUGGCCUAUGGGGAAUCUUAUUCCAUUGCCCUGUUUAGAUGGUUUCCAUAUCUCUCUGAACAAGAGCACAUGACUCAGAAAGGAAAGGGUAAAGUCUGGAUAAUGACAGCCCAGAUGGAGUUCACUUCGUUUACCUUCCAAAGAAACUGGGAAACAGAUUUUCUUCAUGGUAGUCUUUCCUUCAAAAUUCACUCCAAUGAUAUUCCAGGAUUUCGCCAAUUUGCUGAAAACAGAAAACCACCUAGCACUAACAAAGAUGGCUUUAUGAGAGACUUUUGGCAACAGGCCUUUGGCUGUGUAUUCCCAAAUAUAGCUGAGAAUGCAAGAGACGCAGUAGAUAUUUGCACAGGCGAAGAGAAGCUAGAGAGCCUUCCUGGAGCUUUUUUUCAAAUGAGUAUGACAAGCCAUAGCUACAGCAUCUACAACGCUAUUUAUGCUGUAGCUCAAGCUUUACAACAGGCUAUGUCCACAGUUGCACUUGGACACAAAGUCAUGGGAAACAGAGCUGGGCUAAAGCUUCAGCAUCAACAGUUUUGGCAGCUCCAUCGCUUUCUAAGAGGUGUCUCAUUUAACAACAGUGCAGGGGAUUGGAUUUCCUUCAACCAGAAUGGGGAAGUAGUAGCUGGUUUGGAUGUGAUAAACUGGAUUGUUUUCUCCAAUCAAUCCUUUCACAGAGUGAAAGUGGGAAGGAUAGAUUCCCAGGCUCCUCCAGGCCAAAUGUUAACCAUUGAAGAGGAUGCCAUAAGAUGGCAUAGUUGGUUUAAUCAGUCUCAGCCUCUUUCUGUAUGCACUCAGAGUUGUCGUCCUGGACUGAGUAAGAAAAUAAAAGAGGGAAAACCAUUUUGUUGCUAUGAUUGCAUCCCAUGCCCAAAGGGGAAGAUUUCAGACCAGAAAGAUAUGGAUGACUGUUACAAAUGCAGAGACCAAAACUAUCCAAAUGAAAACCAAGACUUAUGUAUUCCCAGGAUUAUAACCUUCUUGUCAUAUGAAGAACCAUUAGGACUCUGUCUAUCCUGCUGCUCCCUUUCCUUUUCUUUAGCCACCCUCUUGGUGUUAGGAACAUUCCUGAAGCAUCACAACACCUCCAUUGUCAAAGCCAACAACCGCAACCUCACCUACAUCUUCCUCAUCUCUCUCCUACUCUGCUUCCUCUCUGCAUUCUUCUUCAUUGGCCAGCCACAGAAAAUGACAUGCCUUCUCCGACAGAUUGCUUUUGCCAUCAUCUUCUCUGUGGCUGUCUCUUGCAUCCUGGCAAAAACGCUCACAGUGGUUCUGGCUUUCAUGGCCACCAGACCAGGAUCCAAGAUGAAGAAGUGGGUGGGGAAGAAACUGGCUGCCACUAUUGUCCUUUCCUGCUCCCUUAUCCAAGCAGGCAUCUGUAUUGUGUGGCUAGUAGCCUCUCCCCCAUUCCCAGAUAUGGACAUGCACUCACUUGUUGCAGAAAUUGUGCUAGAAUGUAAUGAAGGGUCUGUGAUUCUAUUUUACAGUGCCUUGGCCUAUAUGGGCUUCCUGGCCAUUAUUAGUUUCACUGUGGCUUUCUUUGCCAGGAAGUUACCAGACAGUUUCAAUGAAGCCAAGUUCAUCACUUUCAGCAUGUUGGUCUUUUGCAGUGUUUGGUUAUCUUUUGUUCCCACCUACUUGAGUACCAAGGGAAAAUACAUGGUAGCUGUGGAGAUCUUCUCCAUCUUGGCCUCCAGCGCUGGCUUACUUUUCUGCAUCUUUUUCCCUAAAUGUUAUAUUAUUGUGUUGAGACCUGAACUGAAUAACAGGGAACAGUUAAUAAUAAGAAAAGAAUGA
Pogona vitticeps (central bearded dragon) is the source of this 2412-nucleotide messenger RNA. The record is from RefSeq and is a predicted model, not a curated record. NCBI's taxonomy places the organism in Eukaryota, Metazoa, Chordata, Lepidosauria, Squamata, Agamidae.